Impatiens glandulifera is the source of this 1080-nucleotide messenger RNA. Its product is annotated as glucan endo-1,3-beta-glucosidase-like. NCBI's taxonomy places the organism in Eukaryota, Viridiplantae, Streptophyta, Magnoliopsida, Ericales, Balsaminaceae. The record is from RefSeq and is a predicted model, not a curated record. Gene Ontology annotation, molecular function: hydrolase activity, hydrolyzing O-glycosyl compounds. Gene Ontology annotation, biological process: carbohydrate metabolic process. The transcript is spliced from 2 exons. Bases 1 to 1080 code for a protein of 359 amino acids. Gene Ontology annotation, cellular component: plasma membrane.
AUGGCUGCAAUACUAAUGGGAAUAUUGGUGGUCAACCUCUUUGUAACAGGUGCACUAUCCAUUGGAGUGUGCAAUGGAGGAUUGGGUGACAAUUUACCAUCCGAUCGAGAAGUUGUGCGACUUUACAAGCUCAAUGGUAUUGAAAAGAUGCGAAUUUAUGCCCCGAAACAAGAAACCCUACAAGCUUUAAGAGGAUCCAACAUCCAACUCAUUUUAGAUGCUCCAAACCCUCAAGAACUCGCGUGUGAUCCUUCAUUUGCAUUGCAAUGGGUUCAAACUAACGUGAUGACUUACUAUCCAGAUGUCAAGUUUCAUUGUAUAGCAGUUGGGAAUGAAGUUAAUCUGGAUAGCAACAUGGCACAAUAUGUUUUCCCCGCCAUGAAAAAUGUGCACAAUGCACUCAUUUCCAUGGGCCUCGGAGACAAAAUAAAGGUAUCAACCGCGACAUCCUCAGUGUUAUUGGGAGUGUCGUAUCCUCCAUCGGAGGGUUCUUUCAGUGACGAGGCUAGAUUGUUCAUGGAUCCAAUUAUAAAGUUUUUAGUAGAAACAAAGUCGCCUUUUCUAGUGAACAUUUAUCCUUAUUUUGCUUAUAAGGGUAAUCCCCAAGAUAUUCAACUUUCCUAUGCCUUGUUUACGGCACCAGAAAUCGUGGUGUCGGAUCAAGGUCUCAAAUACACAAAUCUUUUUGAUGCCAUGUUGGAUUCUACGUACGCUGCUCUAGAAAAGGUAGGUGGAUCCGAUUUAGAAGUUAUUGUGUCGGAGAGCGGAUGGCCAUCGUAUGGAGGAUUCGCGGCAAGUGAAGAGAAUGCAGGGACUUAUUAUAGAAAUUUAGUUAACCAUUGUAAGAGUGGUAAUGGGACUCCAAGAAGAGCUGGGAAGCCUAUAGAUGUUUACUUGUUUGCUAUGUUUGAUGAGAAUUUAAAGAAUGGAGUAGAAACUGAGAAACACUUUGGUCUCUUCACUCCUAACAAACAACCAAAAUAUCAACUUACUUUUAGUGGAGGAAGUCAAUUGGCAAAGAGGGUUAAGGAGUUAAGUCUAUUUUUAUUGGUCUUACAUUUAGGUAGACAUGUUCUUUAA